AUGGCUAUCUUUUCCACAAUCAUGCAACUUUCAAUCGGUCUCCUCGCAGCAACAACAGUCACAGCAACUCCUCUCCUCCAAACCCGCGCAGUGAUCGCUCACGACGCUGUGGUAGGAUUCGCCGAAAAGGUUCCCUCUGGAACAGUAGGAGCGGUAUAUGAAGCAUAUCAACCAUACCUCAAGGUAUUCAACGGCUGUGUUCCAUUCCCAGCUGUAGAUGCAGCAGGAAAUACUGGAGGCGGUUUAAAACCCAGUGGAGGUUCGAACGCCAAUUGUGGUAGCAGUACCGGACAGAUUUACGUUCGGGGCGCUCAAUCUGGUAGUCGUUAUGCUGUGAUGUAUUCCUGGUACUUCCCCAAAGACGAGCCCUCAACAGGUCUCGGCCACCGCCACGACUGGGAAGGCGUAAUCAUCUGGCUCAACAGCGCCACCUCCACCACCGCCGCUAACAUCGCAGCCGUCUGUCCCUCUGCUCACGGCGGUUGGGACUGCGCGACGUCCGGCUACACGCUCACGGGUACUGGUGCGCGUAUCGGGUAUCAGAGUUCCUGGCCGGUCAAUCAUCAGUGUAUACUUACGAGUGAUGUUGGAGGACAGCAGCCGUUGAUUGCGUGGGAGUCGCUUACGGAUGCGGCGAGAACUGCGUUGAGUAAUACGGAUUUUGGGGAUGCGAAUGUGCCGUUUAAGGAUGCGAAUUUUGUGGGGAAUUUGGGGAAGGCGACGUUCUGA
Glarea lozoyensis ATCC 20868 is the source of this 729-nucleotide messenger RNA. Its product is annotated as necrosis- and ethylene-inducing protein 2 precursor. Bases 1 to 729 code for a protein of 242 amino acids. The transcript has 3 exons. Lineage: Eukaryota; Fungi; Ascomycota; Leotiomycetes; Helotiales; Helotiaceae. The record is from RefSeq and is a predicted model, not a curated record.